GUGCGUGUUGUUCGCCCUAAUUCUUCGGAUUGUUAAAACAUCCGUCGAAGUAAUAGCGCCACACAAGAUGUUGCGCGUUGAAAGCAACACUAGCAUCGUUGGAGGAUUCACGGAGUACGAAGAAGAAAUCCUGUUCGAUAGCGACGACCCAGAUUUCGAUCACACGGUCUCGCUGCACAACAUCGUGUUCAGAAGUGAGACGAGGUUCGACUUGUCAACAGGAGGCGCUGUGGUAUCCUCCGACAUGUCUCUUGCCGGCGUACACCACCCAGCCGAUCUUCAUUCUAGCCGCGGUUCGUUGAUUACGAUGAGUCACAGCCUGGACGACAUCACCAACUGGGGCUGCAGCCCACCCACGGCCUUCCACUCCGACCACGUGUUGACCAUCGAAGAGUUACGCGACCAAAUGAACUGCUGCUUCACCUGUGGCGUUUCGUGGGCGGACAGCCACGUGUCUUUGGAUUGUUCCGAAUGCGGGGGCUACGCCCUGGACAGACCAUGUCCGGAAUGUGACGGCGGCUGCGGCGGCGUGUGGAAACGAGACUUAUCGUCGUCUCACGCGAGCGGCAAAGCCAAAUGGAUCGGCGAAUGCCAGGGCCAUAAUCAGCAGCCGAAGCGGGACGCUUCCUUCUCCGUCGGUCAGGAUUUGACGCAACGUUUCGAGCGAUUAAGCGCCACCUCAUGACGCCACUUUACUCUCUAACCGCAAUUCCGCGUUAAUUUAAAUUAUACAAUUAGAUCUAAUUACAGGGAUAUUUAUUUUAAAGUUUAUACAUGUGAAGUUUUCUAAACAAAUCGAGAUCUUGGUAUCCUAAAAUUUCUCACAUUAAGCAGAGAAUGUUUAUAUUGUUUUACAUUAAAACCGAAGAUGUUCGAAUUGGUAAUUCGACGAUUACCAACCUUAGUUACGCAUUACAUAACUUUAGCGGACACCAUUGUCGACAUUCCAAAAUUUUUACUCAAAAUCUAAUUACUCCUUACGUCCUUAAAUGACGUUAUCCUUUAACAUAAGCAGUGUAUUUCAAAAUGUUUUUCUUGCUAUUAUAAUAAUAAUUAUUAUUGUGGACUGACAAAAGUGUAUUCUUAAGCCUUAAUAAACAAUCAUAGGAAAUUGUGCUAUUCGUU
Molecule: messenger RNA, 1125 nt
Organism: Cylas formicarius (sweet potato weevil)
Lineage: Eukaryota; Metazoa; Arthropoda; Insecta; Coleoptera; Brentidae
Gene: Pino
Product: protein pinocchio
Exons: 6
Coding region: 68-685 (205 amino acids)
Source: RefSeq, a predicted model, not a curated record